AUGCCCUCCUCUGACUCUGGUGUAAACAGUACUAUGUGGCCUCCAGGCACAGUCCUCCUUGAAGAGAAGACAGCCUCGGGAAACAGCUUCAUUCUCCAACCCCGGCCGACAAACGACCCAAACGACCCCCUCAACUGGCCUACCUGGCGAAAGUACCUUAACCUAGGCCUCGUCUGCUUCUGGGUCGCCCUAGUCGCCGAAUUCAUUAAUGCGCCCACGCCAACAUGGUCACCCAUGCAAGAAGAGCUCGGAUAUACCGACGAGGUACUGAACGAUAGCUACGCGGCCGGCUGCGCUGCAUUGGGCGUUGGAUCCCUCGUGCUCAUCCCGUUCGUACUCAAGUUCGGGCGCCGGCCAUUGUACCUGAUAUGCACGGUAAUCCAACUGGCAGUGAGCGUCUGGUCUGCUAAGAUGCAGACGGUGACCGACUUGAUGCUGGUCAAUGUCAUACAAUGCUUCUUUGCGAGCUUGGCGGAGACCGUUGUUCAGAUGACGAUUGCGGAUGUCUUUUUCGUGCAUCAGCGCGGGAGGAUGAAUACGAUCUACGUCUGGGUCUGGCUGUUUGCUACGUAUUUGGGACCGUUGAUUGCAGGCUUUGUGGCCAAGGGACAGGGCUGGAGGUGGGUUUGGUGGUGGAAUGUGGUUGUCUUUGGGGUUGCGGUGCUGGUUGUUGCGUUUGGUUAUGAGGAGACCAAAUACUCCCCCCGAGCGGAGGCCCUGGAAUCUGUGCCUGUGCCUGAUAUCAGCGAAGCAAGCAAAGUCAGCGAUACGUUGGCAAAUGGGAAAGUGGUCGACAAGACGAAAGAUGACAAUGAUAUUGAGAUUGCCUCUGUUCCCGCACUCGAAGCUACGCCCUUGGCUAUAAAUCCAACCAUCCCGAAGAAAACAUACUGGCAAAGGCUCGCCUUGACAACUCCCACAUCCUCUGACACGGAGUCCAGCUUUUCCUUCCUCCAGUAUACAUACCAGCCUCUUUUCCUCCUAGCAACAAUCCCAGCAAUAACCUUUGCUGCCCUCGUCUACGGCAUCCUCGUCGGCCUCGGCGACGUCAUGUCAACGACAAUGUCCACAUUCCUGCCCUCAAGCCCCUACAACUUCACCUCAGACCAAGUCGGUCUCAUGCACCUCCCGCGCAUGAUCGGCGUGACAAUCGGCGCGCUUAUCACAGGACCCCUGAGCGACUGGUGGAUCAUAUACAUCUCGCGCCGGCGGAACGGAGUCUACGAGCCCGAGUGCCGCCUCUGGUGCGUCAUACCAUUCCUCCCGUUCAUUCCAGUAGGAGCCCUUUUGUUCGGGAUUGGCUUAGAUAGAGGCCUCCCAUGGAUAAUCAUCGCGGUCGGACUGGCGCUGUAUAAUAUCGGCGUUACACCCAUCAACAGUCUUGUCGUUACGUACCUGACGGACUCUUAUAGGGAGAUAAUUGGUCCCGCUCUUGUGGCCGUAACGCUCAUCCGCAACGCCUUCAGCACGGCCUUCAUCUUCGCGCUGACGCCCUGGGAAGACGCAAUAGGCCUCAAGUAUGUCCUCGUCACGAUAUUGCUUAUCGCGUGCGUGAUUCUGUCUGGCUUUGGCGUGUUUAUUCGCUGGGGGAAGGUCUUUCGCGAGCGCUCGGCCGACAGGUAUCGAGCUUCUGCUGGGAGGCAGUAUCGUGAACGGGCUGGGGAUAAUGCUUAG
Aspergillus mulundensis is the source of this 1674-nucleotide messenger RNA. RefSeq lists its product as uncharacterized. Gene Ontology annotation, biological process: transmembrane transport. Gene Ontology annotation, molecular function: transmembrane transporter activity. The transcript is spliced from 2 exons. The coding region runs from base 1 to 1674 and encodes 557 amino acids. The record is from RefSeq and is a predicted model, not a curated record. Lineage: Eukaryota; Fungi; Ascomycota; Eurotiomycetes; Eurotiales; Aspergillaceae.